Molecule: messenger RNA, 1520 nt
Organism: Triticum urartu
Lineage: Eukaryota; Viridiplantae; Streptophyta; Magnoliopsida; Poales; Poaceae
Product: BTB/POZ and MATH domain-containing protein 2-like
Biological process (GO): protein ubiquitination
Molecular function (GO): protein binding
Source: RefSeq, a predicted model, not a curated record
CUUGUCCAAACAUAUUGCCCUCCUUCCACCGCAAGAUCCAUACCCAUUGACUAAUUUGAUUGUAUAUACCGCUGCCGCAGUUUCCAUACACAUUGUAUUCUCAUAGGCUCCCCUUCUCUGAGCUAGCCGUAAUAACCUACUAUCACUAGCCAUCAAACCGUGCAGACGCAUAGGUUAGUAUAUCUAAGAUGUCGUCACGCUCUACCUCCGUCAUCGUCGCCAGAGCAGUGAGCGGGCACCAUUUGCUCAAGAUCGAUGGGUACUCGCAAACCAAGGUGGUCACCCAUGGUAGAGGCAUCAAAUCCUGCACUUUUAAGGUCGGAGGCCACAGUUGGCUUCUCCAGUAUUACCCCAAUGGCGAGCCCUCGGGUCCUGACACUUACAUAGAUGUCUUCAUUCAGCUUGUCAGUGUAAGCAGGGACAUGCCGGUCAAGCCUGACAAGGGCAUCUCAGCUCAAGGCUCGCUCAGUUUACUGGACAGGGCUGGGAAGCCAGUGCCAUCAUAUACCAGCACCUUCAAUAGAAGUUUCACAACCACUGGGAUCUUGGUCUGGUACACCUCAAGGACGACCCUAGAGAACUCAGGUUAUCUCAAGGACGAUUGCUUCACUCUCAGGUGCGACAUCACCGUCACGGAGCUGCGUGCCGAGAAAACAGAGGAUUGCGAUUUCGCCUAUCUCCUGUGGAAGGAGGGGGCAGAUGUGGCCUUCCAUGUGGGAGGUGAGACAAUCGCCGCCCAUCAAUGGGUGCUGGCUGCCCGGUCUCCGAUCUUGAAGGCAGCAGCCGAAGCAGAGCUCCUUGGCGUGCCAGAAAGGGAGAAGAAGACGCCCACGGCCACCGUAAGGAUUGACGACAUGGAGGCAAAAGUGUUCAAGGCUUUGAUCCACUAUAUAUACAUUGAUGCAUUGCCUGAUGAGAUAGACAAGGGAGAUGAGGCAGCGACAGCAAUGGCGCAUCGAUUACUUGAAGCGGCGGAUAGGUACAAGAUGGAGAGGCUGAAGCUGAUCUGUGAGGACACGCUGUGCAAACGCGUCUCCACGAGCACGGCGAUAACCACGCUGGUGUCAGCGGAGCAGCACCACUGCCAGAGGCUCAAGGCGGCGUGCAUCAACUUCCUACUCUCUCCCAAGAAUAUGGAAGUCGUCUUGGAAAAUGGCGGUUUCAAGCAUUUACAGAGGAGCUGCCCCUCUGUUCUGAUGGACCUCAUAGAAAGGGCAAAAGUGGCCUGAGAGGCUGAGACUGGGAGAAGCAAGGAUACCAUGAUCACGGUCAUGGUGGCCAUUUCUAUUUGUCAAUGCUGUGUUGGUCAAUGUAAGAAGUACUACUGGUGACAAUCAACUAUGCUCCAUACUAAUAAUAUGCUGAUGUACAUUCGUUUAUGUUUGGGAAUUGUAGUUGUAUUUGCUAUACAAUUAUAAUGCUUAUGAUUUCUUUUAAUGUGUUAUAUCAACACUUAGAAGACUGCCAGAUGAAAAGCCUAGCUCUAGCCUCCAUGGUGGCGCCCUCCAGCGCCUCUAGCU